UACUCUAGUAUUUGCAGUGGAUUUUGAUUGGACGCUGCACUCAGCUUCUACAAAUAGAUGCGGUUACAUAAUCUCGUUCCAUCCCGCUUAUUUAGCCGCGGUGCUGCAUCACUUCAUCCUCGAUGUCCAGGCUGGGCAAGUGCAAUUGUUUUAGGUUUACCCAAGUUGCCCUUAUUCUCUGGGUCUCCAGUGAAUUGAGACUCUCUAUUUACCAUGGCAUCUGCAGAAUUUUUGGCUGCCAAUGACGGGAGCAAGACUGGGAAUGAGGGUGAGGCGAGUACCAUCUCGAGCCCCAGCCUUGUCUUGAUUGACGAAAAUAGAUGGGCAGAGCAACUUAGGCAACAGUAUUUGCGUCCUUCUAUGACAGCAUCAAAGUCUUACUGAGUAUUCUAGGAAAUGCAUGCAGAAUUUAGAGGCGAAACUAACUAGUCGGGUGGAAAAGUUCCUUGAACUUGCUUCACCACCGGAGCAGACGGCGCUGAAAGAAUCGCAGGACCAGCUACGGACUCUCAUGGAAGCAGCUAAGAAAGAAGAUCAACUCAAGAAUCCAGAUUACGGUACUACUCCGAUGCCAACGAGUCAACGCUUCAAGGAGCAUUAUAAUUCUUUCGUACAGAGCGGUUACGGUUUGUCAAAACACAUCGACCUUUUCGUUGGUCAAGCGCCAGAAUAUGUAUCGCUGGUAUGGGGAGCCAUCAAGAUAUUGAUGAUUGCACAGAUCAACAACCAAGAACUCAAGGAAAAUGUACAUUCUCACCUUAAAAAUAUCGCCAGAAUAUUCGAACUCGUGGACCAGCUUCCAGAUCUCAUACCCCAAAAGAAUUUGGUGGAAGCAGUGUCUGAAGCAUAUGGACUUUUUUCGAAGUUCUUAGCAAAGGCUGUCAAGUACCAUUCCGAGUGCCGCGCUCGUAAGUCUGCUUUUUUCGUUCGAAAUGGAACCAUUAAGGGCUUAUAUCUAGAUGCCCGACUAUGAGCAUCAAACGUCUGACUUAGAGCAUCGUUUCCAAGGAGAUAUAUCAAAGCAUUAGCAAGUUCUUGGAAAAUCAGGUCCCAAGAUAUUGUCGACGAAAUUGAUAGCGCUAUCGUUUACAUCAAUGAAAUUACCCAGGCUCGAAGUUACAUAACCGCAGAGACCAACCUUGCGAUAUCUGGUCAAAUACUUCAGGCCAAUGAGAAGAUGUGGGAUGUCAUCAAAAACUUACCUGAAGCCAUUCUAAAUCUAGGAGCCGAGCUAAAAGCAGUUCAAUUUGAGAAGUCAAUUGAUGUUUAUCAAACGACAAGCAUGAUGCAGCAACGACUAGAGGAACGUUUCUCAAAUCCCAACACAGCGUCAGCACCAGCAGAGCCUGUGGACGAUGAAAAAAUCAGUAAGUUCUAAAUAUAACUGAUCGAAAUUUAUCUCAUACAACCUAGGCCCAUUGGGUGGCGAUAUUUUGGAUAUCUUUACCGACUUGCGAGAUUUCGAGGCCGAAAAAGAGCAGGCUGAAGAGACAAAGUUCGUCCCAGAGACCACAGAACAGAGGACCAAAAGACGCAACAUGCUUCAAUCCGAUGAGAUCAUUACAUGGAUUGAGUCUGAAAGAUCACAGUUGUUGUGGAUAGAUGGAAGCUACUUGCUGAGCCGUUCAUACCACUUAGCUUCCUUCAUUACGCCACUUACAAUUGAUGCAGCUUGCAACUAUGAAUUAAUCACGAUUCUGAAGCAUUUCUGUAGCAGCAGUCAUUCGACUCGUAAUUCGUGCCUGGCUCUUCUGCAAGCGCUCGUCUCCCAGAUCAUUAAACAGCAUCCUGAAGUCGCCGAGGGAGACGAUGCAAAGAUCUCCCGAUCAAAACUCCCGCAAGCCGCAAAAGAUUUUACCAAACUGUGGGAACUUCUCAAGGAUUGUCUCACAGUCAAGUCCCACCAUGAUUUGCACCGAGUCUACAUCAUCAUUGAAAGUAUUGAUGAAUUGCAAUCCGUCAAUAUGGACAAUUAUAAUAUCCUAAUGCUUCGACUUCAUGAUCUGAUUCGUCAGGACGGCUUGCUCGUGAAGAUACUGCUCAGUUCUCGCGUCCUUCCGGGGGCCCCAGUAGCUUCAGAUAUCAGUAAUUCGCUCUCCGUCCCACACCGCAAGUGGGCAUUGUUACCUUUCGAGGAAAAUAUGCCAAUGCUGCAAAGAAAGUUCUCAGAGAUACAGGAAGGGCGAUGUAAAUCAAUCACGUUUCCCCAGCUGGUGUUAAUCUAUCCUCCGAAGACCCUCAUUUAUACCAAAGUGGGUGAUGCUUUCCAAGCAUAUGUCAUCUUUGAGAUUAGUGGCGCAACGGAAACGAUGCCUGGGAGAUUCGAUCCCCUCCAUUUGCGAGUUUGGUCGGUCGAUCACAAUGGCACCUAUUUUACCAAAAGAUAUCUUGAUUUGGAUAUCACCCAAUUUUCCGGAAGCAGAGAAUUGAAAGAUCUACGGUAUAUCCCAGCCGGCUACUUGCCUGACGAAUCACGGGUCAGGAACAUGCUAGUUGAGAGAGGCCGACGGUACUGGGAAUUGGCUGAGGAGCCACAAUAUUGUUAUUCAUCGGAAAGAGUAAGCCGUAAAACUUUCUCAAGUUUUACUUCUCUAACAAAGAAUCUGUUAGGAUUUCAGCCACGUUAUGGUUGACCAGGGAUACCAGACAUUGCAUGAAGUCUCUCAGCAGGAAUUAGAUGACCAAUUUCAGAAAACACAAGCCGGUGAUCUGAAAGCCAUGAUCUCUAUCUUGUGCCCUCAUAUUAUCCGCGCCUAUGAACUCAACAGCCUGAAGUGGAGUGAGUUAGCCAACUCUAUCCUUUCUUUCGUAUUCCUUCCCGCUAAUAUUAUUCAAGUCGAGGCCGAGAUUGGCAAGCUCAGUGAAGCUGGUCCAUACAAAAACAUGCAUCGAAUAAAAAUGAAACACGAGGGAGUCCUCUGGGCAAACAUGGCAACAUACAUCAGCCAAUUCCAUGGACGAAAGUCCAGCACGUCUUAUCAAGCUGAUUUUGUCAUAGGAAAAAGAAUGGGGCUCAUCAUGCUCCUCCACGGGCAGUCCAUUGAUUUGGAACAAAGUGGCGUUGUAGGCAAGUACUUCGUCUCUUGGCCUUUAGAUACUGUGUUGAUCUAUUAUUAUAGAGAAUGCCUGCUCCAAAUUUGGACUUCCACUCCUUGUCAUUACUAUGGGAACGCUCGUUAAUUCAGCUGACAUGGACACCCAAUUACAAGAGUAUAUGGAACUCGCUCUUCGCUGGGGAGAAGUCUUGUAUUUCGAAAAUAUCGACCGGCUUUCUGAAAUGGGUUCUGGGCCUAUUACUGGCUCAAUUAACGUCGAAGUCACCUUCUAUCACCGACUAAGAUCGUUCCAAGGAAUCGCUGCUUUGAGUGUCAGCAAAGAUCCUGUCAAAUUCUCGUUGGAUCCUCUCAAAUUCUCCAACGAAUUUAAGAAGUUCAUUCCAGUGUUUCGUGUGGCCUUCAAGGUAGUUCCUCCGAACGAUAACAAUCUGUGGGUUAUCUGGGAAGAAUGUUCAGACCAAAUGUGAGUGCAUUUCGCUCCCAUAUUAAUAGGACAUAGCAAGCUAAGACAGAGAAGAGCCUAUAAUGGUGAUCGGACGGAAUUCAGGGAGUGGAUAGAAGAAUAUGGUAGCGAAGGCAGUACAGUCCUCGAUACUCGCGUGGGAAUCAUGAAUAUUUGCCACAAUGUCUCUGCACAAGCGGGAGAAGACAGGUAUAAGCUUGAGCCAAGAAACUUCAUUAAUGCUAUGAAAGAAGCAAAGCAUUUUUGGGCCGUAAAUACCAGUAGCAAGAGAUCGCCUCCAUCGGGCAAAUAAGUGUGGUUUUCAAGCUGUUCCCGUUCUGGGUUGAUGUUUGUUCGUAGCGACAAUAAUACUUUUGCUCAAUUCCUGUCGCUAGUUACAUAACUGUAACUGUUGUGUAAUGUGCAGAAAGUAGAGUCUAGAGUGACUU
Molecule: messenger RNA, 3947 nt
Organism: Hymenoscyphus albidus
Lineage: Eukaryota; Fungi; Ascomycota; Leotiomycetes; Helotiales; Helotiaceae
Source: the annotation of a GenBank genome assembly